Molecule: messenger RNA, 1083 nt
Organism: Theobroma cacao (cacao)
Lineage: Eukaryota; Viridiplantae; Streptophyta; Magnoliopsida; Malvales; Malvaceae
Product: ribonuclease MC-like
Biological process (GO): RNA catabolic process
Cellular component (GO): extracellular region
Molecular function (GO): ribonuclease T2 activity; RNA binding
Source: RefSeq, a predicted model, not a curated record
AUCUUGAGUGUGAAAAUGCAGAGGCACUUGCUUGUUGCUGCUGUCUUAGCCACAUUGAGCUUGCUAGUUUCAGGUCAGACUGAUUUCUUCUACAAACUCAGUCUCCAAUGGCCACCUUCGGUUUGUGGCCCUUCCCAGUGCGGGUCACCCAUCCCCAGAACUUUUACAAUCCAUGGUUUAUGGCCACAAUUUGUUACAAAUGACAGACCGGUUCCUCCCUAUAAUCCAACAACUAAUAAAUGCACCAAUGUCACACCUACGGCUCCAGGUCAAAUUUUGGUUCCAUUGCAACCCAUCCAAGACCAACUAAAUGAGCUUUGGCCAAGCCUUUUGAAGCAGACAACGAAUGUGGCAUUUUGGCGACAUGAAUGGGAAAAACAUGGAAUGUGUUCUGAUUAUCCUGAUAAACCUCAUGAUUAUUUCACCGCAGCUUUAGAUCUUACUACUACAUACAAUCCACUCGAAGGUACAGAAGUUAAGCCUCGACAAGAUCCUUAUAAAGCAAUAGAGAUACGUGAAGCUAUCAAGGCAAAACUGGGAAAAUAUCCUGAAAUCUCAUGUGGCAAAGUUAGUAACACAAUCCAAUUGAAGGAGAUCCGCUUAUGCUUCGAAAGGGCAAAGCCGCCUGUCGUCCUUCGAGACUGUCCCACGAAAUACUCGAAUCAAUGUUCUGAUGACGAUAACCAAGAAAAAUUUCCUCCAGCUACUAGUGGAGUGUUAGAAUUUUAAAGUAUGUAGCUAAUGGCGGGGUGGAAUUAGUAAAGAAUAAAUGUGGCAAGCUAAAUAUGUACUUGCUUUCUUAAAUAAUAUUGUAAAGAAUAAAUGUUCUACUUAGGGUAGAUCAUGGCUUAGAGGAGAACGUACUGGUAUACGUAGUGGUGGAUGAGAGAAUGCUGUCUUUUGGCUGUAUAUCUUAGUUUACAAAUGGUGGUUUAGGGAGGCUCUACGCAGAAACGACAAGAGAUGCUCUUCUUAUCUACAGGAGAGUUUGGACGUCCUUCCUGUAUCAUUUGCUAAUAUCGAUAAAUAAACAUAUGCUCUACUUGUCUAAAUAAAAACUUAUUGUAUUUUAUGUUUGCAGUU